Cervus elaphus (red deer) is the source of this 2788-nucleotide messenger RNA. RefSeq names its product solute carrier family 49 member 4 (gene SLC49A4). Gene Ontology annotation, cellular component: membrane; intracellular membrane-bounded organelle. Lineage: Eukaryota; Metazoa; Chordata; Mammalia; Artiodactyla; Cervidae. The record is from RefSeq and is a predicted model, not a curated record. The coding region runs from base 408 to 1841 and encodes 477 amino acids. The transcript is spliced from 9 exons.
GGACACUUCCUCCAACAAUCCAGGUUCCUCGCCCAACCUCCUCUGUACAGCCUGUCCGGGAGUUCCCUUUUCCCCAGGCUCAGCGGCGCCCCUCCCGAUCUUUCCAGCGCCUCCCGGUCCGCGCUCCCGGACCCCGGCUCCACUCCCUCUCUCGCCCAGGUUGCCUCUCCAGCCCCAGAAGACAGAGCACCUCGGGUCCCGCACCCCAGCCCCCUCCUCUCCGGUCUCUCCUGCCCCUCCUCCCCGCCCGGGGCCGGCUAGCGCGGCGCAGGCGCAGCAACGCGGCCGGGAGGCCCAGGGCGACCAAAGCAACCUCUGCCUCCGCUUCGCCCGGCAGUAUCCUCGCGGGGCUGGUCGGCGGCCAACCGGACCGCGCAGGGCACUGGCCCCGCGGGCCGCGCGUCGAGAUGGGCUCGGGCUGGAGCAGCGAGGAGGAACGGCAGCCGCUGCUAGGGCCGGGGCUCGGGCCUGCGCCGGGGGCUGCUUGGAGAAGCCGGGAGGCGGCGGCGGCACUGCCCGCGGCUGCCCCGAGUCCCGGGCGCGUGUACGGGCGCCGCUGGUUGGUGCUCCUGCUCUUUUCGCUGCUGGGUUUCGCUCAGGGCCUGGUCUGGAACACCUGGGGCCCCAUCCAGAACUCGGCGCGCCAGGCCUACGGCUUCUCCAGCUGGGACAUCGCGCUCCUAGUGCUGUGGGGCCCCAUCGGCUUCCUGCCCUGCUUCGCGUUCAUGUGGCUUCUGGACAAGAGAGGUCUUCGGAUAACUGUGCUUCUGACGUCCUUUCUUAUGGUUUUGGGAACUGGUCUAAGGUGCAUCCCUGUAUCAGACUUAAUGCUUAAAAGAAGACUAAUCCAUGGAGGACAGCUGUUAAAUGGAUUGGCAGGUCCAACUGUAAUGAACGCAGCUCCGUUCCUCUCCACAACAUGGUUCUCUGCAGACGAGCGGGCCACUGCCACAGCUAUCGCGUCGAUGCUCAGUUACCUCGGGGGAGCUUGUGCGUUUUUAGUUGGACCACUUGUCGUUCCAGCUCCCAAUGGGACAGCACCUCUUCUUGCUUCAGAGAAUAGCAGGGCCCACAUUAAAGAUCUCAUAGAGACUGUAUUAUACGCAGAAUUCGGAGGUGUCUGCUUACUAUUUUCUGCAACUCUAGCUUAUUUCCCACCUCGGCCACCUCUUCCUCCCAGUGUUGCUGCAGCUAGCCAGCGGCUGAGCUAUCGACGGAGCUUUUGUAGGUUAUUAAGCAAUUUGAGAUUUUUGAUGAUUGCUUUAGCGUAUGCGAUACCACUUGGUGUAUUUGCUGGCUGGUCUGGAGUUCUGGACUUAAUUUUAACACCAGUGCAUGUCAGCCAAGUGGAUGCUGGCUGGAUUGGAUUUUGGUCCAUAGUUGGAGGCUGCGUUGUUGGAAUAGCUAUGGCAAGGUUUGCAGAUUUUAUCAGGGGUAUGCUGAAACUAAUUCUGCUCCUCCUCUUUUCUGGGGCUACACUCUCAUCCACGUGGUUCACCCUGACCUGUUUGAACAGCAUCACACACCUGCCUUUAACCACAGUGACAUUGUACGCCUCCUGUAUUCUCCUGGGAGUGUUCCUGAAUAGCAGUAUACCUAUAUUUUUUGAGCUUUUUGUGGAAACUGUCUACCCAGUUCCAGAAGGAAUUACUUGUGGAGUUGUCACUUUUUUAAGUAAUAUGUUCAUGGGAGUACUUUUGUUUUUUCUCACAUUUUAUCACACAGAAUUGUCUUGGUUCAACUGGUGCCUUCCCGGGUCGUGUUUGCUCAGUCUCCUUCUCAUUCUGUGCUUCAGGGAAUCCUAUGACAGACUGUAUCUUGAUGUGGUUGUCUCAGUUUAAUAGCACAGACUUGAAGGAGUUUAAAAGGAGACUUGAAAUCAACACUGCCUACUGCACAUUUGCUUGGAAUUGCACAGGAGGAAAAAAAAAACAAAAGGAGAAGAGAGAAACUUCAUUCAGAGGUUUUUUUAGGUUACAGGCGAUCACAUUAAUUUAAUUACUACUAGGUAAUAAUAAUGUGGAACUUGAGUGAUAAUAGUGGAUUUAAAACUGUAUCAGUGACAUACCUGUGCCAGAGUCGGUUUAGAAGUGUGAAGUCUUACCCAAAAAGCACUACCUAGGUAAUUUUCUCUGUGUUUUGUGCCAGUGCUAAGCUACUGAUUGGUUCAUUGUAAUUAUGAAAAGGAGUAAAGGGUGCCUAUCACAUGAAGAUAGCUCCUUCCCUAAGCCACAUAUCAGAAUAGGAAGAAAUGCCACUAACUUCUAAAGAAGUUUAAACCGUAUAUCAGAUUUUAAUUAUAAAAUAGCCAAGAGGUGUAUCAAUGAUAGAAAUUAGCCACAUGUACACUACAUUUUUUUCUAAUAAAGCAAUUUCUUAUAUGACUCCUGAUUUGUAAUUAGAUUGGAAAGCUUCGGCCACCUUAAUUAUGGUGGUCAAGUGCUUUCUAGCGAGUUCAGAGCGCAUACUUUGUGUCUCGAUCUUAACUUAUCCUUGUUUCUGUGAAAUACAGUUUCAUCUACUAGGCUCUUAAAUGUUUAUAUUAAAGGUGACUAAAUGUUUAAUAUAGUUGCAUUAAAUGCUGUAUGAAAAAAUGUAAUUACGUUCCGAUUUAGCACUUUGUGAAAAGUGAAAUGACAAAUCCCACAUUACAUCCUGUGUCUUUGGGCAGAUAUAUGUGUUGUGGCAUGGGAUGGGAAAUCCAGCACCAGCUGUUAUUGACCAGGGUUGCAUUUUAUUAAAUAACCCUUGUUUGAAAAUAACAAUUUAUAGCCUUGAAACUUUCAAA